AUGUUGUUAAUCUGUUCUUAUUAUAAACAAUUAUUAUACCUACCUAGCUGCUUUUCGUCAAUUGUGCUGUUUUCUUUUGCAAACAAAUUUACUAGUUCCUCCCAACAUUUUCUUCUCAUAUCGCUGUAUUCCUUUUUCCUCAUAUCCCAAAGUGGCGGUCGGUUCUCUACUUCGCUAAUUAGCUUUUCAAUAUCAAUUUUAAAUUCAUCCUAAUUUAGCUAAGGACAGUGUUGGGCUUGGAGGGAUCUGGAGCUACAAAAAAUGGACAAUCCUGGAGAGGGUAUUUAAUAGACAUUAAACAUAGGAUACAACCUAGAGCUGCACAAUAUAGGCAAGAUGCUACAGGUACUCUGGUGGAGGGUGCUAAUGUUGAUAACUUAUCUGAAGUAAAUAUGGCCAUAUUGGGAACAGCAGCAGCAUUUGGAGAUACUGAACUUCAAAUUCCAUUUAGU
Acanthoscelides obtectus is the source of this 452-nucleotide messenger RNA. NCBI's taxonomy places the organism in Eukaryota, Metazoa, Arthropoda, Insecta, Coleoptera, Chrysomelidae. The record is from the annotation of a GenBank genome assembly.